CAAUCUAUCGGACGACUGGCAACAGCUGUAAACCUCGGCAAUACAAAAUACGCGCAAACAAUUUUAAUUAUUUAUACAAUACAUUUAAAAAACUGAUAAAUUGUGUACAAAUAGACCCAUACAACUUGUUGAUAGCUUUAAAUGCAUACUCUAACAGUAGAAGCAUCGUACAAUGCCAAAUAAUGCAUCAUGUUGGGGCAGCCUGAGGCAUCUGUCGUCAGUAAGUCUCUUGUUUAUAGACAAAAUUUAACAAUAAUUUGCUAAUACGACAUGCAAAAAAUAAAACUAAGGAAACGUCAGAAAGGACAUCAUUCACAUAGGAAGCCACUGCGGGCCAAACCAAGUGAGACUUGGGUCUCAAAUCGCAUCACAUUAUCAAAUAUUUCCUUUCAAAAGGAAGGCAACGUAUAUUUUAAGAGCCAAAGUAUGAGUGGCCGCGGCCGCAAUGCCCGCCGUUCGGCGGAAAAGGCAAAGAAGGAAUUUAUUGGCUUUGAUGAUCCACUCGGCAUUGACAUGAACAUUUCCGUGAAGGAUGAAGUAAUAUGUCCUGAUAUGUUGCCAACGCCAGACGAUGAUAUAUUCGGUAUGGUUGACAGUCAAGAUUUGGUUGAUGAACAGCAAAAAAUGCAGCGUUUGUAUCCGAUGGACAUGGGUCCAAAUGAACAUCACAAUUUCAACGAUCGUUUGAGCAGCCUCGAGCGCAAAGUGGAUUUCCUGCUUAAUAUAAAUACAAAAAUAUUAGCACGAGUUGAUAAAAUAUGUGAAAACAUGAAGUCGGUGACAAAACCAAACGAUUUUCCCGUAAAGCAUAAGGAAGCAUUGGAAGCAAUUGAUCUGAAAAUAGCUAACGAUAUGGAGAAAUAUACAGAGCUAUUUAAAAAUCUGCUAAGUCCAAGUGGAAUCGUUAAAAAUAUUGGUCGCAUCAUUGAUCAGAAGCUGUUGAUGGAGAUGAACUACGGAGGGCACAGUUCGAAAGCUGGUUUAAGCAGUUAUAUUAACCUGAACACAGCGUUAUAUGAGUCUCAGAGAACGGAAGGUUAUACGUUUGAUGAUUAUAGAAAGGAUGCUCGCAUGGCUUUUCAGAAAGCCAAAAAUCGUGUCUAUAAGGCUGUAUCUGAGGCGAGAAAGCUAAAAAGAUUAAAUGGCGAAAUCGCCGAGAGCAAUAAUCAAGAUAAUGACACGAAUGAAUGUAAAGAAAAAAUGGAAUGAGCAACAGGCAUCUGUAUAUUUGUAAUCACAAUACAUAUGUAAGUGUUUAAUUUUAA
Molecule: messenger RNA, 1265 nt
Organism: Drosophila virilis
Lineage: Eukaryota; Metazoa; Arthropoda; Insecta; Diptera; Drosophilidae
Source: RefSeq, a predicted model, not a curated record